Betta splendens (Siamese fighting fish) is the source of this 2735-nucleotide messenger RNA. RefSeq names its product minichromosome maintenance complex component 7 (gene mcm7). The transcript has 15 exons. Gene Ontology annotation, biological process: double-strand break repair via break-induced replication; DNA replication initiation; DNA replication. Gene Ontology annotation, molecular function: single-stranded DNA helicase activity; ATP binding; ATP hydrolysis activity. The record is from RefSeq and is a predicted model, not a curated record. Gene Ontology annotation, cellular component: nucleus; MCM complex. Bases 174 to 2357 code for a protein of 727 amino acids. Lineage: Eukaryota; Metazoa; Chordata; Actinopteri; Anabantiformes; Osphronemidae.
AUUGGCUGUGGGAGACGUCAGACUCGCGCCACUUCGUCAACCGAGACUGGGGAGAAACUGAAGCUGCGAGUGAAUGAAAACUGAUCACCGGUGGUGGAAGACAGUAAAUUGUGAUUUUUAAAGCUGCAUUUGAGUCGGAAUUAGGUUUUCUCAUUCGGUAAACGUCUGCAGCCAUGGCUCGUAAGGAUUACGCGGCAGAGAAAGAGAAAUGCAAAAGGUUCCUGCAGGAGUUUUACACAGAGGAUGACAAUGGCAAGAAGGUGUUCAAAUAUGGAGCUCAGCUUGUGGCACUGGCACACAGGGAGCAGGUGUCUUUCUUUGUGGAGCUGGACGAUGUGGCAGAGGAGGACCCUGAGCUGGUUGAGAGCGUCUGUGAGAAUGCCAAGCGUUACACUGGGCUGUUUGCUGAUGCUGUCCAUGAAGUGCUGCCAGAUUAUAAAGAGAGAGAUGUUGUGGCCAAAGAUUCACUGGAUGUUUACAUUGAGCACAGGCUAAUGAUGGAGCAGAGGGGCCGUGACCCUGCAGACACUAGAGACCCUCGUAACCAGUACCCACCUGAGCUCAUGAGGAGAUUUGAAAUGUACUUCAAACCCCCCAGCACCAAUAAACCCAAAGUAGUGCGGGAUGUACGAGCUGACAGCAUCGGGCAUCUGGUGACCGUUCGUGGCAUAGUGACCCGUGCUACUGAAGUCAAACCAAUGAUGGCUGUGGCUACUUACACAUGUGACCAGUGUGGUGCUGAGACCUAUCAACCAAUCCAGUCUCCCUCCUUCAUGCCCCUUUCCAUGUGUCCCAGCCAAGAGUGUGUAACCAACAAAUCUGGGGGUCGUCUCUACCUGCAGACCAGAGGCUCCAAAUUUGUCAAAUUCCAAGAGCUGCGUAUUCAGGAACAUAGUGACCAGGUACCAGUUGGUAAUAUUCCAAGGAGCAUGACUGUGUAUGCCCGUGGAGAAAACACACGUCUUGCUCAGCCAGGAGAUCAUGUAGCCAUCACAGGAGUCUUCCUCCCUCUGCUGCGCACAGGGUUCAAACAAGCUACUCAGGGCCUUCUCUCAGAAACUUACCUUGAGGCUCACUGCAUCACACUCAUGAACAAGACCGAGGACGAUGAGCUCGGUAACGAGGAGCUGACUGACGACGAGCUGCGUAGCAUCACAGAUGAAGGAUUUUAUGAAAAACUAGCUGGUUCUAUAGCACCAGAGAUCUACGGACAUGAGGAUGUAAAAAAGGCGCUUCUCCUGCUGCUGGUUGGAGGAGUAGAACAGGCACCUAAAGGCAUGAAAAUCAGAGGCAACAUAAACAUCUGCCUGAUGGGAGACCCAGGAGUCGCCAAGUCCCAGCUGCUCUCCUACAUUGACCGUUUGGCUCCUCGAAGCCAGUACACAACAGGCCGUGGAUCAUCUGGAGUAGGUCUGACUGCAGCAGUGAUGCGUGACCCACUGACUGGAGAAAUGACCCUGGAAGGUGGAGCCCUGGUCCUGGCAGACCUGGGCGUCUGCUGCAUUGACGAGUUUGACAAAAUGGCUGAUGCCGACCGCACAGCCAUCCAUGAGGUGAUGGAGCAGCAGACCAUCUCCAUCGCAAAGGCUGGCAUCAUGACCUCCCUGAAUGCCCGUUGCUCUAUCCUAGCUGCAGCUAACCCCGCCUAUGGCCGCUACAACCCCAGGAAGAGUAUUGAGCAGAACAUUCAGCUGCCGGCUGCUCUGCUCUCUCGUUUUGACCUGCUCUGGCUCAUCCAGGACAAACCGGACGCUGAUGCCGACUUGCGUCUGGCGCAGCACAUCACCUAUGUCCACCAGCACUCCAGACAGCCACCCACUCACUUCACACCCAUCGACAUGAAGCUGAUGAGGCGUUAUAUUGCUCUGUGUAAAAAGCGGCAGCCUGUGGUCCCAGAGACAUUGGCCGAUUACAUCACAGCUGCUUAUGUGGAGAUGAGGAAGGAGGCCCGAGUCAGCAAAGACACCACUUUCACCUCUGCCCGUACGCUGCUCUCCAUCCUUCGCCUCUCCACCGCCCUGGCUCGCCUGCGCAUGAUGGACAAUGUAGAGAAAGAAGACGUCAAUGAGGCAAUGAGACUGAUGGAAAUGUCAAAGGACUCACUACAAGCAGACAAGUCCAGCAACACGAGAGCCCAGCGUCCGUCCGACGUCAUCUUCUCCGUGGUGCGGGAGCUGGCCACAGAGGGCGUGGCCGGCCGGGCCGGAGCCGGCGGGGUGGUGCGCAUGGCCGAGGCCGAGCAGCGCUGCGUGUCACGUGGCUUCACCCCCGCCCAGUUCCAGGAGGCGCUGGAGGAGUACGAGGAGCUGAACGUGUGGCAGGUCAACCAGGCUCGCACUCGCAUCACCUUCGUCUGAAGAUCUGGGCUCACGCCGAAUUUCUCCUGCCCGAGUGAACGAACGCUCCUCUGGCCCUUUUACAGACUUGCAGGCUUAUUUACCCUCUUUCAGCAUUUUGUAACAAGUCAAGCAGAACCUGGACCAAAAAAACAGCUGUUGUUGGAGAUCCAUAGCUUUUAUGUUGAGGUUUCUGUUUGCUGGUAAAUGGCGUAAUUGUGUAAAUAUGUAUUUCAGAUCUUUGUAUUGAGAAGCUCUGUCUGCAGCUAGAGCUAAAAGCUUCCAGUUGACAUUAAGCAUUUCUGUACAUUUUAUGCUUUGUAUUGAAAAUGAGGCAAGGUAAAAUAAUAUCAGGCCUUGUAUUGUGAUGAUAGUUAUAAUAAAUUUAUGGUUCAGUAA